AAAACCUGUCUGAAGAUGACUGAUAAUGCUGUCUUUGAGCAUGAUCAAAUCACAGAGGAGACGGGCAGAAAUGGGAUGUCUGGGUCAAAUGUCAUUGCCAUGGAGCUCAUAAAGAAGCAACAUGGAGCUACUGUCAGUUUCCACAGCAUCCGUUAUAGAGUGGAGCAGAAGAGUGGACCCAUCUGCAGGAGGACAACAGUCCAUAAAGAGAUUCUGGUGGACCUCAAUGGGAUCAUGAGACCUGGUUUAAAUGCUAUUUUGGGUCCUACGGGAAGUGGCAAAUCUUCUUUUUUGGAUGUACUUGCAGCCCGGAAGGAUCCUGCGGGACUUUCUGGUGAAGUUCUCAUCAAUGGAGCCAUACAACCACCUAAUUUCAAAUGUCUUUCUGGUUAUGUUGUCCAGGAUGACAUAGUGAUGGGGACUCUGACGGUGAGAGAAAACCUCUGUUUCUCAGCCGCGCUACGUUUGUCCUCCCAAAUCAGUCCAAAAGAGAAAGAGGCGAGAGUGAACCAUCUCAUCUCAGAGCUGGCCCUCAACAAAGUUGCUGAUGCAAAGGUGGGCACGCAGCUGAUCCGAGGUAUCUCAGGUGGCGAGAGGAAGAGGACCAGCAUUGGGAUGGAGCUGAUCAUAGACCCCUCUGUGCUGUUUCUGGAUGAGCCCACCACUGGUCUGGACGCUAGUACAGCUUAUUCUGUGCUCCUGCUGCUGAAGAGAAUGGCCGGUCAGGGGCGCACCAUCAUCAUGUCUAUUCAUCAGCCGCGAUACUCCAUUUACCGGCUCUUUGACAGCCUCACCCUGUUGGUCAGCGGCAAACAAGUUUAUCAUGGUCCCACUCAAGAUGCUCUAGACUACUUUGCCAACAUUGGAUAUGCUUGUGAAGCUCAUAAUAACCCAGCUGAUUUUUUCUUGGACAUCAUUAAUGGCAGCUCUGCUGCUGCCAACAUGACAAAGAUUCAGAAUAAUGGAGAUUUUGGGUUUGAAGUGGCAGCCGUCAGCCAGCAGUCUAUUGAGGAUCAGCUGGUGGAGAAGUACAAAAACUGCAGCUAUGCACGGAGCAUCAAAGCUGAGCUAGAGCGUAUCACCUGGGCCAAAGACAACAACAUCAGAGCCAAGGGUCACACCAUCACCUACAACAGCUCAUUCUUCCACCAGCUCCACUGGGUGUUGUGGAGAACCUUCUGGAAUCUAAUGCUGAACCCUCAGACUUCAGUAGCACAGCUGGCUGUCACAACCCUCAUGGCUGCCAUUGUUGGUGCAAUCUUCUAUGGAGUCAAAGAUGACCAGAGUGGCAUUCAAAACAGGUUUGGUGUUUUGUUCUUCAUCACAACGAAUCAAUGUUUCAGCACACUUUCGGCUGCCGAACUCUUCAUCACUGAGCGCAAACUGUUUAUUCAUGAAAUCACAAGUGGAUACUACAGAGUGUCUGUCUACUUCCUGUCUAAGAUCCUGUCUGACAUCAUCACUCAGCGAACAGUCCCCACCAUACUCUUCACCGGUGUUGUUUAUUUCAUGAUUGGGUUAAAACCCACAGUGGCAGCAUUCUUCACCUUCAUGUUGACAGUGAUUCUGGUUUCUUGUGCAGCUGCGUCCAUGACCAUGGCCAUCUCAGCUGACCAAUCAGUGGUGGCCGUGGCCAACAUCUUCAUGACCAUCAGCUUCAUCUUCAUGAUGAUCUUCUCUGGUCUGCUGGUUAACCUGAAGAGCAUCAUGGACUGGCUGUCCUGGCUGAAGUACCUCAGCAUCCCUCGCUAUGGACUCGAGGCAUUGGAGAUAAAUGAGUUUGUGGGGCUGAAGUUUUGUGGGAAUGUCUCCGCCGUGAUGAGCAGCCCUGCUGCUGACAUCCUCAUGUGCACAGGAGAACAGCAUCUGACGUUCCAAGGAAUCGAUUACUCAUCCUGGGGUUUAUGGCACAACCACAUAGCACUUGCGCUCAUGACUUUGAUUUUUCUCAUCAUCGCUUACAUCAAGCUCCGAUUCAUUCCGAAGUUCUCGUAAAUGUUCCGAUUAUUGUUGGCUUUAUGAAUCAUCACACAUUAACACACUCAAUUCUGCUAUCUUACAAUAUA
Messenger RNA from Carassius carassius (crucian carp), 2066 nucleotides. RefSeq names its product ATP-binding cassette, sub-family G (WHITE), member 2d (gene abcg2d). The record is from RefSeq and is a predicted model, not a curated record. Gene Ontology annotation, cellular component: plasma membrane. The transcript has 15 exons. Bases 16 to 1995 code for a protein of 659 amino acids. Gene Ontology annotation, molecular function: ATP hydrolysis activity; ATP binding; ABC-type transporter activity. NCBI's taxonomy places the organism in Eukaryota, Metazoa, Chordata, Actinopteri, Cypriniformes, Cyprinidae.